Messenger RNA from Pleurotus ostreatus (oyster mushroom), 1218 nucleotides. RefSeq lists its product as uncharacterized. Lineage: Eukaryota; Fungi; Basidiomycota; Agaricomycetes; Agaricales; Pleurotaceae. The record is from RefSeq and is a predicted model, not a curated record. The transcript has a single exon. The coding region runs from base 1 to 1218 and encodes 405 amino acids.
AUGCGUCUCCUCCAGUCACUCCAUCUCAACGAUUUCCCCCAGGUCUGCGUGCAGGGCACCGGACUUACUCCCCAGCGCAGAGCCCCGGCAGACGCAACGUCCAAAGACGAUGGAGCCAAAGACGAAACAGCCGACCGCAUCAUGGAGUUUCUCCUGAAAGCCUCCGGACUGCAACGCGCUCCCUCUCUCUCUCUAAGCACCCUGACGUCCUUGUCGCUCAGUACCCAAGUUCGCCAGCCCUACGAGGAUUUCAGCAACAUGCUCCGCGGGAUGACCUCCUUGAAGCAACUUACGCUUGUCAAUUCCCUGCCGUGGACAAUCCCUGGUGCCGUUCCCGACUUCAUUGGGUGCAAAUCCGAGAGACUCCCUCGCGCGGCAUCUCCAACUUGUUAUGCUGGCGCUUGGCCCCUUGCUGGCACCAACCCACCCGCCCUUCACGCUGAACCUGUUAAGACUUGGCCCAUGUUCGACCCCGUCUCCCCCUUGGUGAUGCCCAGCACCCUCCGCGAGCUGACCGUCCACGACCACGGCUUCCGCUGCACCCAGUUCUUCGCCAUCGUCGCGUGCCAGCUCACCCGCCUCGAAAUCAAGUGCGUGACCGACGGAUUCGACCCGAUCCCCCUGUUCCGGGAGUCCGCGCGGCUGCUGCACCCGCGCCUGCGCGAGGGGGCCCUCCGAGAGCUGGCUGUUUGCUCCGAGCGCGACACGCUCGUCGUCCAAUGUGCGUGCUCGGCUCCUGCGUACUGCGACAGCCCUAUCGCGGACAGCAUCGUCCACCCCGCGCUCUCCAUCGCCCUGGACUUCAGCGCCGACGACGGGCUGCCCCCUCUCGCGGUCUACGAGGACAUCAUCACGGCAGGCGUCAACGCUCUGCCGCUCGGCGCAGUCUGCCGCAUGCUCGUCGACUUCCACGCUGAUUUCAGAGGCGCCUGGUUCGCCGGGUUCUUCUCCUGCCUGGGCUCUCUCCAGAGCAUCACCCUGCGCCGCCACGCCAUCGACGGCUUCCUGCAGACGCAUCUCUGGAUGGCGUACAACGACCCUGCGGCGGCGAUGGUGCCGUUCAGGUCCCUCAAGACGGUGUUUGCGGAGUGGGAUACGCGAUGGCCGCAAGUGAGGGCGGACGCGGAUAGGAUUCUGAGGUAUCUCAACGCGGGCGGCGUAUACUUGUUGUUCUGCAACGUCGGGGGCCAUGCUGACGGCUUUGUUCGAGGCCUGUGA